Messenger RNA from Ipomoea triloba (trilobed morning glory), 1208 nucleotides. RefSeq lists its product as uncharacterized. The coding region runs from base 13 to 957 and encodes 314 amino acids. The record is from RefSeq and is a predicted model, not a curated record. NCBI's taxonomy places the organism in Eukaryota, Viridiplantae, Streptophyta, Magnoliopsida, Solanales, Convolvulaceae. The transcript is spliced from 4 exons. Gene Ontology annotation, molecular function: polysaccharide binding.
UAACCAUUAUCUAUGGCUUCCCCAUUAUUAUCUUUCAUCGCCAUUUUUCUGUUUCUUCAGCUCGGAAAAUCCCAAGAAAAUGUGUGCAGAAAAUGGUGUGGAGACAUUCCCAUUCAGUACCCUUUGGGCAUCGACGACGGCUGCGGCAGUCCGUACUACCGGCAUAUUAUCACCUGCACCGCCGGAGAACUGCAGCUCCGGACACCGUCCGGGAGGUACCCAAUAAAGAACGUGAGCUAUUCCGACCCACACAUCCUAGUAACCGAUCCCUUCAUGUGGACCUGCGACGACGGCGAAGAUUUCCGGCCAACGCGCCCAUUCAGCCUAGACACGAGCACCCACUUCACUCUCUCCCCCCAAAACGACUACCUCUUCUUCAACUGCAGCAACGACAAAGUAAUCGUGGAGCCCAAACCCGCGUUCUGCGAGCGGUUCCCGGAGCAAUGCGACUCCACGUGCGACAGCGCGAGUUUCCUGUGCCGCCACCUGCCGGAGUGCCCCUCCGCCCUGCGCGGCGGCAGCUCGUGCUGCGCGUAUUACCCCAAGGCGGCGGAGUCGCUGCGCCUGAUGCUGCGCCACUGCGCGUCGUACACGGGCGUGUACUGGCGCAACCUCGGCGCCACGCCGGCGUUUAACCAGGUGCCGGAGUACGGCGUGCGGGUGGACUUUGAUAUUCCGGUGACGGGGAAGUGUUUGGGGUGUCAAGAUGUUGCUAAGGGGGGAGGGACGUGUGGGUUUGAUACGGAGACGCAGGAUUUCUUGUGCCUUUGUGAUAAAGGCAAUAGCACCACUAAUUGCUUUGAUACUCGGCACAAGAUGUCCAAAGUAGUAGCAGCUACAGCAGUAUCAGUGGCAGGAGCAAUAGGUAUAGGAGCAGGAGUUUGGUACCUAAGAAGAGUAAGAGCAAAAGCCCCAGUCACACAUGGUGUUCAAACAAAUGACAAUCGACUUUUUUAAUACCCAUUUUUUUUUUUUAACUUCCUCUUUAAGUCUCUUCCGUUCGUGAACAUUGUGGAGGUUGACAAGCCGUCACACCCGGAGUGAUUUAGUUCUUCUCUUGUAGUUAUUUUGUCCCCUACUUUUUACUCUUUUUUUUUUUGCAUUUUAUUUAUUGAUAAUAUAAUAUAUAGACCACAUUUUGUACUUCAGUUAGAUAUAUGCAUUGCUUGCAUAACACUCCAGAAAUCUUCCUUUUUCUCAAUUUUAAU